This is a messenger RNA of Didymodactylos carnosus, 133 nucleotides long. The record is from the annotation of a GenBank genome assembly. NCBI's taxonomy places the organism in Eukaryota, Metazoa, Rotifera, Eurotatoria, Philodinida, Philodinidae.
AUGCGAACGUUAUUUCGGGCUGGUGAUUCGCAAUUACUGCGGAAUAUUGGUAAUUGGCUCACAGGUGCAGCUGGUGACUGGUAUUUGCAGCUUUCCCAAGGUCAUCAUUUGCCGGAUACGUGGCAUGAGUUUA